Molecule: messenger RNA, 588 nt
Organism: Sclerotinia sclerotiorum 1980 UF-70
Lineage: Eukaryota; Fungi; Ascomycota; Leotiomycetes; Helotiales; Sclerotiniaceae
Exons: 2
Coding region: 1-588 (195 amino acids)
Source: RefSeq, a predicted model, not a curated record
AUGGAUAGAAUAAAGUCUAGUGAAGAGAUAUUCGGAGGUAGAUUAUUGCAAGAAGUGGAAGAUAGUGAGGAGAGUUUAGAAUCGUGUGUGGUGUUGAUUGAUGUUAAUGGGAGGUUUUCGCCUUCGUUUUUAAUAUUUGAGGAUCAUGAUGAGGAUGAGGAUGAGGGGAGUAAUAAUGAACAAGUGAGGAAGGAGAAAAUUUUAAAGAGAGAAGAUCUUAAACAUCUUCAUGUAUUUCGGCCUUCGGCGCAGGAUCUCGAAUGCACUUUAAGAGGGAUUGAGAAGUAUAUGUUGUAUGGAGAGCACAAUAGCUAUAGGAGGGAAUUUGGAGGGACGAUUUUAUUUGGGUUUGAUGGGAGGGAUGUGGGAGGGAAUGCGGUGAAUGUGAAGGGGAUGGGGAGGCCGGAGGUGGUAAUGGGGUGGAGGGGGUGGUUGAGGGUUGAGAGGGAGGAGGUAGGUGCAUUUGGGGCGGGUGUUAGUGCGGAGGAGAUGUUGGGAGAGAGGAGUAGGAGGGAGGAGGUUGUUAGGGCUAAGGGAUGGAGAGGGAUGGGUGAUAGGGGUGGGGAGGUGGUAUGGAGGUUAGACUAA